AUGGCAGCCAUCGCACCCACCUCCAUCACCCAAUCCCUUAACCCCAAGACCUCUCCCCCAACCUACGAUGAAGUCGCAGCCAAAGUCGAUCGGUUGGUGGGCAAUGACCCCACUCCCAGGAAGUAUCUUGAUGUCGUGGAGCAUCUCACGGCCGAGGAAAUUGACAUUUUGAUGACUGGCGUCGAAAAGAUCGAGCCCAUAGCGAAUGACGAAGAGGCAAAGGCCUAUACAACUGGUGCAGUCCGGACGCUUGUCUCCGAUGAAUGUAUCGACUACCUCCGCCUGGCGUCCAAUGCGGCAGUGGAUGCGUCGAAUGAGAUCGAGAGGGUGUUUGUGGAUUUGCAGCUGAAAAUUGCCCAAAUUGAUCUUAUUCACCACUCCGGGUUUCAGGGUGAGCUGAUUGAGCAUCAAAGGACAUACCGUCGCAUUCUUACUGAGAGCAGAGAUCUGGCUACUGAUCUCGCUAUUCAUGGUGAUCGGUUCGAUCUCCUGAUUAUUCCAUUCUGCAGAGAUGAAACCAUCCCAACCGACGUGCGCAAAGGCAUCAUAAACGGCUUCAUUUCUGAUAUGGAAAAAGCCCAAAGGGAUGCACGGGAAGUGGAGGAUAGAUUCGACGAGUUGAGGAUUAGCUUCACGUCCUUUGUUGCAAAGUUUACCACCUGGGCCAGGGACAAGGAACAGGAACUGAGCGAACAGUUCAAGCAAGUGCUUGAUGAGCUCGAGGAACUGAAUGAACAGUUGCAAUCCCAUAUCAAUGGACUUCUCGUGACUGCAGGUGUCAUGGGGGGUGCAACACUUGUCUUCAGCUUGGCCUUUGCCUUUGGGCCUAUCGGCUUUUUUAUCGCGAUUGGCGGCUUGAUUGCGACUGGUGUGGCUGGUGCCGCUGCUACCGCGGCGCUUCUGGUGAAAAAGACCAGAGUUGAGCGGGAAAUUCGCGAGAAGGAAGCGGAACGUGACAGACUGGAGGGCGAGUUGGAGGCGAUCCAACAGGCGCGGACCAGGCUUGUCGAUCUCGGCCACCACCGGCUGGAUGUUUUCCGUGACAAUGUUAACGUGCUGAAGUCUGUCUGGACUAAUGUGGCCGUGGACGCCCGGAUUAUCGCUGGGUGGCUGGACGGUUCUCUGGUAUUUGUGGAAUGGCCACCGGCUAUGGAGUCUUCACUGGUGGCAGGGAACUCGGUUUACAAAACCAUGGCUGGAUAUCUCAAGGAUUAUGCCCGGGGCGUCUCCACUUAA
Aspergillus ibericus CBS 121593 is the source of this 1236-nucleotide messenger RNA. RefSeq lists its product as uncharacterized. The transcript is spliced from 8 exons. The record is from RefSeq and is a predicted model, not a curated record. The coding region runs from base 1 to 1236 and encodes 411 amino acids. NCBI's taxonomy places the organism in Eukaryota, Fungi, Ascomycota, Eurotiomycetes, Eurotiales, Aspergillaceae.